Choloepus didactylus (southern two-toed sloth) is the source of this 2511-nucleotide messenger RNA. RefSeq names its product unc-93 homolog B1, TLR signaling regulator (gene UNC93B1). Bases 104 to 1909 code for a protein of 601 amino acids. Gene Ontology annotation, biological process: intracellular protein transport; toll-like receptor 7 signaling pathway; toll-like receptor 3 signaling pathway. The record is from RefSeq and is a predicted model, not a curated record. Gene Ontology annotation, cellular component: endosome; lysosome. Gene Ontology annotation, molecular function: Toll-like receptor binding. The transcript has 11 exons. NCBI's taxonomy places the organism in Eukaryota, Metazoa, Chordata, Mammalia, Pilosa, Megalonychidae.
GCGGAGCAGGGGCCGGCGCGGGCCGCGGGGAGGAAGUGCCGGGCCCUGGCGCAGGGACACCCGGGGUCGCGCCGCCAGCCCGCCAGGCCGUCAGGGUCGGACCAUGGAGGCGGAGCCGCCGCUCUACCCGGUGGCGGGGGCCGUGGGCCCACAGGGCGAUCUGGACCGGCUCGGGGUCCCCGAAGGGCCCGAGGCCCCGCUGGACGAGCUGGUGGGCGCGUACCCCAACUACAACGAGGAGGAGGAGGAGCGCCGCUACUACCGCCGCAAGCGCCUCUGCGUCCUCAAGAACGUGGUGGCGGCCAGCGCGGGCGGCAUGCUCACCUACGGCGUCUACCUGGGCCUCCUGCAGAUGCAGCUGAUCCUGCACUACGACGAGACCUACCGGGAGGUGAAGUACGGCAACAUGGGGCUGCCUGACAUCGACAGCAAGAUGCUGAUAGGCAUCAACGUGACGCCCAUUGCCGCCCUGCUCUACACGCCGGUGCUCAUCAGGUUUUUUGGCACCAAGUGGAUGAUGUUCCUGGCUGUGGGCAUCUAUGCCCUCUUUGUCUCCACCAACUACUGGGAGCGCUACUACACACUCGUGCCCUCGGCUAUCGCCCUGGGAGUGGCUAUUGUGCCUCUUUGGGCCUCUAUGGGCAACUACAUCACCAGGAUGGCCCAGAAGUACUAUGAGUACUCCCACUACAAGGAGCAGGAUGAGCAGGGGCCAAGGCGGCGCCCACCACGGGGCUCCCACGCGCCCUAUCUCCUGGUCUUCCAGGCCAUCUUCUAUAGCGUCUUCCAUCUGAGCUUCGCAUGUGCCCAGCUGCCCAUGGUCUACUUCCUGAACCACUACCUGUAUGAUAUGAACCACACACUGUACAACGUGCAGAACUGCGGCACCAACAGCCACGGCAUCCUCAGCGGCUUCAACAAGACGGUCCUGCGGACGCUCCCGCGCAGCAGAAACCUCAUCGUGGUGGAGAGCGUGCUCAUGGCGGUGGCCUUCAUUGCCAUGCUGCUGGUGCUGGGCCUGUGCGGCGCCGCCUACCGGCCCACGGAGGAGAUCGACCUGCGCAGCGUGGGCUGGGGCAACAUCUUCCAGCUGCCCUUCAAGCACGUGCGCGACUUCCGCUUGCGCCACCUUGUGCCCUUCUUUAUCUACAGUGGCUUCGAGGUGCUCUUUGCCUGCACAAGUAUCGCCCUGGGUUACGGCGUGUGCUCGGUGGGGCUGGAACGCCUGGCAAACCUGCUAGUGGCUUACAGCUUGGGCGCCUCAGCUGCCUCCCUGCUGGGCCUGCUGGGGCUGUGGCUGCCGCGCUACAUGCCCCUCAUGGCCGGGGCUGGGCUGCACCUGGUGCUCACCCUCAGCCUCUUUUUCUGGGCCCCUGUGCCGCGGGUCCUGCAACACACCUGGAUCCUCUACUUGGCAGCCACCCUCUGGGGUGUGGGCAGCGCCCUCAACAAGACCGGACUCGGCACACUCCUGGGAAUCCUGUACGAGGACAAGGAGAGGCAGGACUUCAUUUUCACCAUCUACCACUGGUGGCAGGCCAUGGCCAUCUUCAUGGUGUACCUGGGCUUGGGGCUUCCCAUGAAGGUUAAGCUGGUGGUGCUGCUGGUGACCCUGGUGGGGGCCGCGACCUCGUACCUGUGGAUGGAGCGGAAGCUGCAGCAGGGGGUGGUCCCGCGCCUGCCCCGCAUCCCGCGGCCCCAGCACAAGGUGCGCGGCUACCGCUACCUGGAAGAGGACAACUCGGACGAGAGCGACGCGGAGGGCGAGCGCGGCGGCGGCCGGAGAGACGGCGCGGAGGAGGAGGCGCCCCACGGCGGGCCUGGGCUCGGCCUGGAGCCGGCCGGCCAACCCCGCCGGCCGUGUCCCUACGAACAGGCGCUGGGAGGCGACGGGCCCGAGGAGCAGUGAGGGACCCCAGGGGGCGGCCUGGCCCCCAGACUUGGCUUUCCUGCUCGCCAGACUCAGUUUACUACGUCUCCGAUUCCUGCGCUAUCUUCAGGAAGGACCUACUGCCCACCCCCCUCCACCCCCGCUCCCCCAAAUUCAGGAACCGGCUUCCAGAACCCGGGGUCGCCUGGCACUUGGGAUCCGCGCCGGAGGCCCUCCAAGGCGACGUGGGGCCUUGGGACGCCCCGGCCAGCCGGAACCCGCGGGGCCGCUACCCACGACCCCGUCCCCUAGGCCCAGCCCCGUGCGGCGGCGCCUCCCACCGAACUGACCCGUGCGGCCCCUCGCGGCCUAAGAGUUUCAGGCCGCGGUGCGCGGGGCUGCUGACACUCCCCCCGACCUCUCCUCCGCGGCGCCCGCAGCUCCCCACACUCGCUCAGCCCUUUGGCGGCGGGGUACAGGGGCGGGGUCUUCUUGCCACUCCGUCCGCCGCAGACUCGCCCCAGCUCCAGGCCAAAGGCCUGGGUCGUGCCAGACGCGCGCUUUGCGCUUCCUUUCCCUUUGGGCCGCCAGGAGGCGCGACUUUUUACAGAAAAGGAGCAAUAAAGAGAUCGUGUGUUGUC